AUGGACAAAACAGAUGCCAAAGACCAGCCCUUUCAGAUGGAUGAAGAGAAAGACCCACCCAAGAGCCACCCAUAUUCUGUGGAGACCCCAUACGGCUUUCAUUUAGACCUGGACUUUCUGAAGUAUGUGGAUGACAUUGAGAAAGGAAAUACCAUCAAAAGGAUUCCUAUCCACCGAAGGGCCAAGCAGGCCAAGUUUAGCACUUUGCCUAGAAACUUCAGCCUUCCUGACAGUGGGGCCCGGCCCCCUGUGACUCUUCCCCUCUUGAACUGGUCCCCCGUGGUGCCUAGAAAGGUGUCACUUGGGACAGAGGAGCGAGUCCAGACUCUGCCGUUUGGUGAUUCUUCCCAAGCCUUAGCCAGCAGCGCUGAGCUGAGCUACCAUAGGAAGGCCUUGUUGGCUGGAGCCACCAGGCAAUUGCAGGACUCUCCUUCUGAGAAUGAUGAGCUCUGCUCUGGGAGUGGACGGCCCCAGCUUCUACGAGCGUCCAGCAUGCCGGCCACGCUGCUACAGAACAGGGCCUCCGAGGAGCUCUCAGCUCUCCCUCCACCUCCCACCCUCGCUCCUCUUCAGGGGGAGGGCAGUAUCUGUGAUGGCACCUUUGGUCCUGCAGAAGACUUUUCAGGUCUUCACAGUGCCAGUCCCCAAGCAUCCAGCCAAUCAAAAGUCAGAGAGCUGGGAGACCUGGAGAUUCCAGAGCUGGUCUGGGAGAGGGCUGAGCCUCCAGAGGGCAAAGAAGAGAUUCCGAAUCAUCUCUCUUUACCAGCUCCUUCAUUCUUAUCCCAGAAUGCACUUUCAGAGGAUGCAGAAGAGGAACAUGAAACUGGAGAAGUGGAGCUGGUGGUCACUCCUGGCUGCCCAACACCAAGUCCCCCACCUCUGCCAUCACCCAUCCCUGAAAAUGAACUCCCUCUAGAAGAAAUUGAGCUCAACAUCAGUGAGAUACCACCCCCACCACCUGUAGAGAUUGAUGUGAGGAGCAUUGGCAUCAGGGUGACGGAGGAGAGCCUUGGCCUUGCCAGUGUAGAUCCCAGUAACAUCUCCACCCUUCGACAGCAGAUCAUAGCUCUCGAGGGCAAGCUGUCCGGAAGGAGUGAGGAGCUGGCCCAGGUCAGAGCAGCCCUCCAACAGCAAGAAGAGAAAAUCCAGGCCAGAGAGCAGAUCAUCCAAAAGCUAGAAUGCACUGUGGCCCAAUUAGAAGAAAAGCUUAGCCAAAGGAAUGCCAAAGAUGCUCAGACAUUCACACAAAGACACCAGGCUGAUGCCAUGGUGAACACUGACCCCCUCCAUGAACUCCUGACCAGGGAGACAUGUGAUAAGAGCAUUGGGGUAAAUUUUCUAGGCAGGAUGAAAUCCAAAAGCUGGGAGACCAGAGGAGAAGAGAAUGGCAUCCUAUCAGGGCAAGAUAUUUACAAACAAGGAAAUCAGAGCCCAGCAGAAAGGGUACUCCCAUCCCACCUGUCACUGCUGCAGGGGCCUGAGAUGGUCCCCAACCCCUCUUUGCAUAGCUGCCUCUCCACUGAACUCAGGAUUGAAGAAGCAGGUCCUGAACAGGAGGGAGGCCCUUGGGUAGGAAGAGAUGAUCUGGCCAGAGAAGCAGAAGGCUCCUCAUGGAGCAGCAGCGGAAAGCCACCCCCAGCAGGGAAAGGGGAGGCCUGUCCAGAGUUCCCUGGGAAGGAGUGUCCCAAAAGGCCACCAAGCUCACCCACGGAUGUCACCAUCGGGCAAUAUGUCAAGAAGAUCCAGGAGCUCCUGCAAGAGCAGUGGAACUGCCUGGAACAUGGGUACCCAGAGCUGGCCAGCGCCAUCAAGCAGCCCGCCUCCAAGCUCAGCAGCAUCCAGAGCCAGCUGCUGAGCUCCCUCAACCUGCUGCUGUCUGCGUACUCAGCCCAGACCCCCCCACACGAGCCCCCAGCUCCCUCCACCUCCCCACCAAGGGAGAUCUCCCCGUCGACCAGCCUUAAAUCCAUAAUGAAAAAGAAAGACUAUGGCAUCCGUGCAGGAGGUAAUGGGACCAAAAAGAACCUUCAGUUUGUUGGGGUUAACGGUGGCUACGAAACCACCUCAAGUGAGGAGACCAGUGGUGAGGACAGCUCCCCUGAAGACUUAUCAGACAGUGAAGCUGAAAAGAAGUCUGAUGGCUCUGAACACAGGAGGGGGAAAGACACUCACCCCAGCUCCGAGGUCAGGCAGGGCGUCCCCGAGGCCCACUGUGCAGGCCAGGAAAAUAGGCCUGGGGAAGAAAUCCCCCACCCCAAGACUGAGAGAUAUAAACCAUCUGAAGAAUUUCUUACUGCAUGCCAGGCAUUGAGCCAACAUCUUCCAGAAAUUGGGACCACCACGGACCUUCUCUUGAAGCAGAGCUUGAACACCAUCAGUCAAGAAUGGUUCCGAGUCUCCAGCCGAAAGUCAUCUAGCCCUGCUGUGGUGGCCGCCUAUCUUCAAGAGGUCCAGCCUUACUCACCCCACUUUCUAAAGCUGCUUGUCAACUUGGCUGAUGGCAAUGGGAAUACAGCCCUUCACUAUAGUGUCUCCCAUUCCAACUUCUCCAUCGUGAAGCUGCUACUGGAAACAGGUAUCUGCAGUGUGGAUCUUCAGAACAAGGCUGGCUAUACUGCUGUCAUGAUCACCCCCUUGGCUUCUGCGGAGACCAGUGAAGACAUGGCUGUUGUCUGGAAGCUCCUAAGAGAAGGAAAUGUGAACAUUCAAGCUUCUCAGGGAGGCCAGACUGCACUGAUGCUGGGAGUGAGCCACGACAGGGAGGACAUGGUCCAGGCGCUGCUCAGCUGCCAGGCGGACAUCAACCUGCAGGACCAUGAAGGAUCAUCAGCCCUCAUGCUAGCCUGUCACCAUGGCAACACAGACAUGGUACGGCUGCUUCUGGCACAGCCGGCCUGCGACAGCAGCCUGACUGACAAGGCUGGCCGCACAGCUUUGUCCAUCUCUCUGAAAUCCCCCGCCCAUGCGGAAAUUGCAGGGCUUCUGCGAGCCCACGCAGAGCAGGGCAGGUCCCUUGGGUCUUAG
Elephantulus edwardii (Cape elephant shrew) is the source of this 3024-nucleotide messenger RNA. It is a transcript of the gene KANK4, whose product is annotated as KN motif and ankyrin repeat domains 4. Gene Ontology annotation, molecular function: protein binding. The coding region runs from base 1 to 3024 and encodes 1007 amino acids. Gene Ontology annotation, cellular component: cytoskeleton; cytoplasm. The transcript is spliced from 9 exons. The record is from RefSeq and is a predicted model, not a curated record. NCBI's taxonomy places the organism in Eukaryota, Metazoa, Chordata, Mammalia, Macroscelidea, Macroscelididae. Gene Ontology annotation, biological process: negative regulation of actin filament polymerization.